AUGAAAAGAGCGGUUCUCGAGCUGUUGAGCGUCAGACACGACGUGGAGCUGUGCUAUGAGGCCUCGGCUGUGUUGGAAGUGGUCAGUAUUCUGGUCAUCCAGGAGACUAGCAAUAUUGUGAAGAAAACCCUGGAGUUGAUGGAAGAAGGAAAUUUCUCAUUCUAUGUGCCUUCGGCCAACUUCGAAGACAGUUCGACAUGCAGUACGCUUCAGGAGGCACAAGAGCGCAAGGAAGAUGGGAGACAGGGGGACAGAGCAGAUUGA
Molecule: messenger RNA, 264 nt
Organism: Cladophialophora psammophila CBS 110553
Lineage: Eukaryota; Fungi; Ascomycota; Eurotiomycetes; Chaetothyriales; Herpotrichiellaceae
Exons: 1
Coding region: 1-264 (87 amino acids)
Source: RefSeq, a predicted model, not a curated record